CUUGACGAGUUGCUUGCGAAGCUGCACCGGAACGUAUGUGUGUCACCAUCCUUGGUCACCGCCAUCGCCAAGCAUGCUUCCUCUCUCAGUGAGAGUAUUUGCAAGGACUACGAAGAAUUGAAUAAGAUCGUUAUUCGACGCGAAGCGACGAUACGGAAGAGGUGGUUGAAGAAGACUCAGACUCAACGGCGAGAUGUUCUGCUCAGGGCGUGGCCGAACAUGGCAGAAACGCAUCGCCCAGACUACACAGAAGUCAAUGGUUAUCUCAAAUACACCAAGCUGUCAAAUAACCUAAGAAAAUGUUUGGGUACCCAUGACAAAGAAACGCCACCUUCAGCAUCUCAGAUAUGGCCCUUCAUCAACCUCGAAGAUCUUACAAAACCGAAGUCUUUGCUGAUAUUUCUCAACGCACGUGCUCGGAAUGUUCCAUUCAUGUUUACGCUUACGGAAGAGGCGUUUAGCCCAUUGGCAGUCAUGUCGAUGUGCUCCUACGAGCCCAAGCUAGAACAAUACAGCCUACAAAUCUCAAGCGAAACAACACCUACGCUUUACAUCAUAGGAUUCUUAGCUGCGUGCAGCAAGCUGAUCUUGCAUGACAUGGACCAGGAUAUGCUGUACUGUAGCGCCAUCCAGGAGGAGCCACCGUCAUCUGAACUUGACCUACCAAGCGACUUGGGAUUUACAAACUUUGCUGACACACUCAUGGUUGCUCCCUAUCGAAACCGAGGGUCGGUCGAGUUCCUCAGAUUGCGCGCGUAUUUCGACGCUCUAUGCACCAAUGCAAAGGAUCAUAUCCUAGCACUGCGCGAGGAUCCAUCUUAUUUCGCCGAUGCUUUCAAAGAUAUCUGCGAGCACAGUGCUGAAUUGAUACGAGACCUUGACGGACAUAUCGACCCGCGUGUGGAUAGCAAGUGUUUCCUGAUGUGCAAUGCUGCCAAGAUGGUCACCAAUGCGUACAGCAUGUUCUUCUCCUGGAGAGAACUCUAUCGGAUUACCGACCUCUUAUCGAAGACAUCUAUGCAGGAUCAAGGUGCUGAUUUUGCUUCUUUGAUGGCUGAGUUUAACUGCAGCGUUCGGCGUGUGUCUAAACGCGUAUACCGGAUACUCGCGUGUGCAUCAAUGUCGCCUAAUGUUCGCAAAUUCUACUUUCGGACAAACCGUCACAUAGUAAUGAAGCUAUGGGAUAUCUGGUCACUUGAGGAGUUUCAGCUGAUGUCGUCAUUUGAGUGUUUCAAUAUGGGCGGAGACUGCGAAGACGUCAAGGACGAGGCGCUGUACCUUCUCUUAGAUCAUGUCACCACGAUAAUGCGUGAGAAAAAAGCAGCGAGAGACUUGGUAUUCCCUCGAGUUUCCGAACUGUUUGCGCAAAUGUCCGUCAUGGGAGAGUGCGCGAUGCAGUUGAUGGUGUGGCGCGAUACACCACAAGGAUCUACCCUUGACAUGGAUACGCCGCAUUCCCAUGCCCACUAUGCCGAUUUCUAUGACUGGCUUGACCAUCUGAGUCACGAUUACAUGCCAGUACACGUCGUCAAUCCAUUCCGAGGAAAACUGGAUUACCCUUCCCACAAAGCUCGCAACCCAAAAACUGUCAAAGCCAUGCGCGAUGCAGAAAAGAACCUCGACAAAUUCUGGGAAGAUACGCAGAUCACUGGAGCGUUUGACAAACUUGCGGUAGGAGAGAAAGUCAAACCGAAGACAAAGGGAAGCCUAGAAUCCGUGAUAGUUGAUGUACCUCCGACACACAUGGUCGGCACCGCUGAUGAAGGAAGCGUCCCGCAGGUUUUCAGGUUGGACAAGCGCGCCCUGAAGGCCAUGAAAACGCUUUUCCAUGUUCCUCAGUCGGACCAUGACGAUCUCCCCAAGGGAGUAAAGUGGCAUGAGUUCAAGCGGGCCAUGGCGCACAUUGGAUUUGCUGUUGAGAAGCUGCAGGGCUCGGCAUGGCAGUUCACGCCCGGUGAGUCGCUUCAUGUUCGUCGUGCUAUUCAAUUUCACGAGCCACAUCCAGUCAGUGACAUCACGUACAUCAUGGCAAAGCGAUUUGGGAGGAGGCUUGAGAGGGUAUAUGGCUGGAACGGCGCUAGUUUUCGACCCGCUUGA
This is a messenger RNA of Bipolaris victoriae FI3, 2097 nucleotides long. RefSeq lists its product as hypothetical. The annotation marks the transcript as partial. NCBI's taxonomy places the organism in Eukaryota, Fungi, Ascomycota, Dothideomycetes, Pleosporales, Pleosporaceae. The transcript has 3 exons. The record is from RefSeq and is a predicted model, not a curated record.